AUGCUGCGUCAGGACCUGCCGCGGUCUCGGCUGGGCUUCCUGGGACUCGGUGGUUGUGGGCUGAUUGUAAAGCAUGGAAUGACUCUUAGAAACUGGGCGUCAUUCUUUGUGGUUUUCCCAGCUUGGUCCCUGAUGAUACUCCAGGCCUUAGGAGACAUGCUGAAUAUUUAUUAUGCUUACAUUCAAGCAACAUGAACCCUUAAGGUUGAUGUAGCUCCCCGUCUUUUUUUCCCAGAAGGAGGAGCACUGAAGGAACAUUUUUCCAGUAUGGAUUCUUUCCAGCUCCGAGAAGCUGGAGGCACACGGAUCCCUCGGCCAGCUCCCAUCUAUGGACGUGCUGUAGUCACAAGGACUGUGACUAAGGCUCAGUCCCUGAGGAGUGCCUUGGCAUGGGCUGCUUUAGGCUGUAAACACCCAGUUUUAUCCACUUUAUGUGAAGAAAGCCAACAAGGGGCAUGGAGUGAGUUCCGCAGGUUUUAGCGGCUGUGGCGGCUGGUGCUCAGUGGGGGUGAUGGAGGGAAGGCGCCUCCCUCUGGGGGCCCCGAGGUCUGUGCGGGAAUCAGCUCUGCAGCUGUGUCCAGGGGCAGCCGUAGACCACACACGGCAGGCUCACAGCUCUGUUCCAUGAGAACUUUAUACACAAAAGCAGACAGGCUGGGCUUGGCCUCUGGAUCAUAAUCUGCUGACCCCUGGGUAAGAAAUUUUAAAUAUUUACUUAAUUCUGUUCAACAGAAGGGGUGAUAUACUGAGGAGUGAAUAAUGGGAAAGAUCUGAUUCAGAUGUAUCAGGAAGGACUGGUGUAAAUUCAACUUAUUAACUGAAUUCACAGUAUUCGUGUUUUAUGCCUUUAGGGGUUAAAAAUGGGUCACACACGAGCAGCAUGCACUUCACUGGCGUGGCAGGGCACCUCAGUGUUUACAUGUGUGGUUCCCAUGCUUACCAGGGCUGGAGGCCCCUGUUAGUAGUGAAGUGCAUGUGGAGUUCUGGAUACUUUUCCUGGCUUUCUCUAUUUGUAUGAGCUUGUGCAGUUAGAGGUUUGGGCUGAAUUUGGGUAGAAAUGGGUGGCUCACAGGCUGCAAAAGUUCUGUGGACCCCUUUUCCCCCAGCUGAUUAAUGUUGUAAAUAUUAGAAUAUUGUUACAUAAAAGUCUGGAUUUUUAGUUUCUUUCACAUUGGAAUAGCUGCCAACAUUGGGCCUGCAUUCAUCUCUCUAGGGCAACGUCGGCUGCAGCGGAGAUGGCUGCUCCCCGGUGGGGUGUGUGCUCGGCCUGCAGCCCCCGCCCUCCGGACUCCAUUCGCCUCCGCUCUCAGGUUUGCACCUCGUCAUUGUCUUCUAAUUUUGCAUCCCUGGACUGCGUGACCUACAAGGCUCUCAGCACAACAAGACUCUAUGAUUCUGUCUAUUAGAACAAAAAGCCAGUGAGGCAAGUGUAUCAUCCUGUUGAAUUCACAGCAUUAACUCUGGGAGUUGGGGACAGUGUCUAUUCUUUCUCCAGACACUCUCUGUUUCUCCUGGAUGGAAAGGUUCUGCUACUUGUCCCGUGGUCAGGCCCAGCCAAUGGAACGGAAUGGAAGUGACUCUGCCCCUUAUUGGCAGAAACUUUAAAAGCCGCACAACGUUCCUGCACCCUCCCCUCUGCCAUGAGCCUGGCAGUGCUCAGGAUGGGAAAAUUAUCUCACCUGGGCCUGAGGAUACAGGAGCUACCCCCAGCCUGCAGUGGAAGAGAAGCAUGGACGAGUGAUUAAACUUUGUGUUUUCAAGCCACAGAGGUUUUUUGAAGUUGUUUGCUACCAUGCUUUGUCCCUACAAACACAGUCAUGGAGAAGGCCAGUGGCAGACCCUGAGCUGUUCGCGCAUCUGUUCACCAGUAUCCAGAAUAACAAUAGAUUUUUGAAACAUUCCUGAGAAAAUUCUGGGAGUUGCAUAGCGGCCAGUCUUAUUCUCUAAAGUUGUUCCUUCUAAAGGGUGGGAUGACUGAAAAUUUCAGAAAAGCAAACCACCGCUGAAAGGCAACAUUAUUUCUGUUGGCAGAAGGCGGCCUGAGCAAUCUAGAUUUUCCACAGUUCACCAACUCCUUUUUAAGGAAAUAUGGCUGUGAGAGGAAUAAAACAUGAUUCCUACCUUUAAGGAACUCAGAGAAGUGAAUUAAAGGAAGUCACAGAUCAGACAACCAACCACACAAAGUUUCUAAGAGCAAACUGUUCAGGUCGGCAAGUCACUCUUAUCCACUGUUUUGCCUUCUAAGGUUUCAGUUACUCCCAGUCAUGGUCCAAAAACAUUAAAUGAAAAAUUCCAGAAAUAAACAAUACACACGUUAUAAA
Messenger RNA from Pan troglodytes (chimpanzee), 2321 nucleotides. Its product is annotated as protein FAM87A-like. Lineage: Eukaryota; Metazoa; Chordata; Mammalia; Primates; Hominidae. The transcript has a single exon. The record is from RefSeq and is a predicted model, not a curated record.